AUUUUCACCGUGCUGCAUUCUGGGAAAUCCAGUUUAUUUCUGGUUUGGGAAAGAUGGCAGGCGUGCAGCCGCCUCCCCUCCGCAGCCUGGAUGAUUUUCUGAUGAGCUCGGCUCGUUUUGCGGUGCCAGAUGUGCGGGACCUGGACCGCUGGAACAACCGCAUGAUCAACAACCUUUUGUAUUAUCAAAGCAAUUACUUCCUGUCCGCGCUGAGCUUCCUGCUCCUUGUGGGGUAUUUCCAGCCCAUCCAAAUGUUUGUUGGGAUGACAGUGGUCACCACGUUGUUCCUGGGCUUCAUCUGGGCUGCAGAGAAUAAAGCUCCCAUCCGCCGUUUCCGUAGAAACCACCCAUUAUUGGCUGUACUCGCCAUUCUCUUGGCCAGUUACCUCUUCAUAUCGGUGUUGGGAGGAGUGGCUGUGUUCCUGUUUGGAAUAGCAAGCCCAGUACUGAUGGUUCUGGUCCAUGCGUCGAUGAGACUGCGGAACCUAAAGAACAAGCUGGAGAACAAACUGGAGAGCAUCGGCCUGAAGCGGACCCCCAUGGGGCUCCUGCUGGAGGCCCUGGGGCAGGAGCAGGAGGCCGGCUCCUAAAUGCCCAGGAGGGGUACAGGUUCACAUCAUCUUUAUUUUCUAAUCAGAAACCAGAAGAAAAUCGACCAAAUUGGACAAGUUUUAUAGUUUGACAAUUUUUGCACAUGUGGUUAUGGUUAUGGAGUAAGGGACUGAAGGUCCUUUUUAUUAUGGAACCUUUUGUAGUUUCAUCUGUUAUCCUACCCAGCUGGUCUAAACCGCCUUAUGUUAACAUUUACAGGACUUACCAUUGGAACAAAAAAUCAUUUUACAUGAAUACAUCAUGUUGUAACAAUGAAGGAGCAAACAGGCUAGCCCAGUGAUUUCCAACUUGUAACUUGAACUAGACCUCCAAACACCCUGAGUGUCCAUAACCGUUUCACACCACACUCACAUGCACCUACACACACGCACACAACAGCUAAGAACUCUAUGUAGAGCAGUGUCUGGCUGAUUAUUAAUGUAGGUUUAGAUAAUGAAGAAGAUUCCAGCAGAUCAGCUAAUGUGAUCACUGAUCAAUGACUUUCUUAAUCAUUGAUUAUUUUUUUUUAGAUAAAGACAUUUCCUCCUCCCAUCUGUGAUACUCUGUGCUGGAAGCAGGAAAUGAUGAUCCUGUGAUAAACCCUCAGUUAAGCAGCAUGUGUUGAAGCUCGUUGCAAAUAGAUUUGUGAAGACAGACUAACAGGACUGUUUCCUCUGCAGAGUGAAUGAUUUUAACUUUAACUUGACAUUUUCUAACCCAGUUCUGAUGGGUUUAAAUAUACAGUUUAUGUAAUCAGUUCAGGUGUUGCACCUUAAUUGAAAUUUUCAACAUUUUCCUUCAGUUCCACAACAACUGGCCGAAAGCUACUCUGUGUGUAGCCGCAGUGUUUGGUGCCUUUAAUCUUAUAUUUCAAUAACUGAGUUUUUAUUUAUUUUUUAUUGGUUUUCUUUAAAACAUAUUUUUCACAAUAGUGCCCUCCUUUGGGUGAUGGGGGAGCUGUGGGUUCUGCCC
Molecule: messenger RNA, 1563 nt
Organism: Poecilia latipinna (sailfin molly)
Lineage: Eukaryota; Metazoa; Chordata; Actinopteri; Cyprinodontiformes; Poeciliidae
Gene: praf2
Product: PRA1 domain family, member 2
Exons: 3
Coding region: 54-590 (178 amino acids)
Cellular component (GO): membrane
Source: RefSeq, a predicted model, not a curated record